Messenger RNA from Contarinia nasturtii (swede midge), 966 nucleotides. It is a transcript of the gene mad2, whose product is annotated as mitotic spindle assembly checkpoint protein MAD2A. Gene Ontology annotation, cellular component: kinetochore; nucleoplasm; cytoplasm. NCBI's taxonomy places the organism in Eukaryota, Metazoa, Arthropoda, Insecta, Diptera, Cecidomyiidae. The transcript is spliced from 3 exons. The record is from RefSeq and is a predicted model, not a curated record. The coding region runs from base 189 to 809 and encodes 206 amino acids. Gene Ontology annotation, biological process: mitotic spindle assembly checkpoint signaling.
CAGAACAAAGAAAGUUGUGUGCUGUUUAAGAAAUACUUUGUGAAUCAGAAACAAAUCCAAAAUAAUUCGAUUUAUAUUGAUGAAACAAUUGAAUUCAAUUCAAUAAUAUUUAUUGCGUGUAAUCAUUCAUUAUAAUUGCUAUGAAUUACAAACUCUGUGCUUGAAUAUUAUUCAUUUAUUUCAACAUUAUGGCUACAUCGCAAGCAACACGAAAUGCAAUCACAUUAAAAGGCUCGGCGGCUAUUAUCUCUGAAUAUCUCAAUUAUGGCAUAAAUUCAAUAUUAUUCCAACGAGGUAUUUAUCCAGCUGAAACAUUCGAAAAUCAUCAGCAAUACGGUUUGACAAUUCUCAUGUCAACCGAAGCUAAAAUCAAAGACUUUUUGAAAAAUGUUCUUUCACAAACUGAAGAAUGGUUGUCGAAAAAUGAAUUAGAAAAGGUUUGUUUGGUGAUAACGAAUGCCCAUUCCAGAGAGGUGCUCGAGUGUUGGGAGUUUUUGGUGCAAAAUGAUGGUGCCCAAGAAAAUUCGGAUCCAAAUAAUCCAACGGCAAAGAAAGAGCUAAAACGUAUUCAACAAGAAAUCGGUUCGGUAAUGCGUCAAAUAUCAGCAACCGUCAGCUAUUUACCACUAUUGGAUUGCAUCUGUUCAUUUGAUGUUCUCAUUCAUACGAUCAAAGAUUGUGAAUUACCCGAAAAAUGGAAUGAAACCAAUGAAGUUAGCAUUCAAAAUUCACAAACAGUUAAAUUGCGUUCAUUUUCAACUGGACUUCAUCAAGUUGAUACGAUUGUUAACUACAAAUUGUCCACAUAAAAAUCGCACCGUUCACAUGCAUGCAUGCAUCUUUUACGAAUACAGUCAUCUUCAUCGGUUUCGUAUUUAAAACAUAUAAUACUGUCAUAAUCAAUAAAAAAAUCUUUGUUAUGUUCAUAUUUUGUCAAUUGCAUAUAUAUAUAUAAGAAAUAACAAU